AUGUCGAAUAUAGACUACCUCGACGUGGGUGGUGAGUCUGAUUAUGAUCCACGGAGGAGUAGCAGCUUUUCUUCCAGCGGGUCUUCAGCAGAGUACAUUCCUCCUUCCGUUGGCCGUAACACACCUGUCACAGCUCCUCGUUAUAACGGUGGUGGUAAAAGCAAGAGCAAGAGUAAUGCGAGCUCCUUUAUCACCAAGCUCUAUAGCCUAGUUAAUGAUACACGCCAUCAAGAUUUGAUAUCUUGGAACCCAACUGGUACAUCCUUUCUUAUUUGCAACGUCAAGAGAUUCGCACAGCAAGUGCUUCCUGAGUACUUCAAGCAUGGUAAUUUUUCCAGCUUUGUACGCCUACUCAAUAUGUAUGGGUUUCACAAAAUCAACAAAUCACCACGAGGACAACGAGGCAAUGAAAAUGAAAUUUGGGAGUUCUCCCAUCCUCAAUUUCAACAACAAAGACCAGACCUCUUGAAGGAGAUCCGACGCAAGGCAAUGGAUUCAGAAGUCUUAAGACGUGAAACCGGUGACAUGCACAUGUUUUUUUCAAUGUUGCAAGUAUCUCAAGCUGAUUUGCAAAGGCAAUUCCAAGCACUACAGACCAGCUUUUCCAAUUUACUACAAGGGUUUGAGGAAACACGUAAAAUGCAAAUGCAACAACAAUUCUUGCUCAAGCAGCUAGCCGAUCGUCAAGGCGUGCCCGUGGAUGAUCUUGUCCCUGGCAUGUCAACCACCAAUGCCACAACACCUGAUGUUUUUAUUACUGCCCCUGUUGCCCCUUCUAAUUCUGGAUCCUCACAACAGCUACAAACUGGAUACAACAAUAACAACGCUCAACCGAGCAAAGAUGACUUGUGGAACGAGCCCGAUCAUUGGGAACAGCAACAACACUCUUAUGGCCAAUCUCCUACCCACAACGCCAGCACAUCUCCCGACAUGAUCCUUUCUAUGGCUGCCAACACCCCUUUGCCACCUAGCCCAGCACCCAAUGUGGAUCCAAACAACCUCAUGUUCGGCUCUUCACCAUCGCCAAUGAUGUCAUAA
Messenger RNA from Lichtheimia ornata, 1038 nucleotides. RefSeq lists its product as uncharacterized. Bases 1 to 1038 code for a protein of 345 amino acids. The record is from RefSeq and is a predicted model, not a curated record. The transcript has 3 exons. Gene Ontology annotation, biological process: regulation of DNA-templated transcription. NCBI's taxonomy places the organism in Eukaryota, Fungi, Mucoromycota, Mucoromycetes, Mucorales, Lichtheimiaceae. Gene Ontology annotation, molecular function: DNA-binding transcription factor activity; sequence-specific DNA binding.